UUAUGUUCUGCUGACUGUUACCAAACAAGCAGUACAAGACAAAGAAACAAAAAAUCAUACUUGGAAUUUUCGCUUCAUCAUAUCCAAGAGAAAAAAGAUCUGUAACUUAUAUCUUCUUUAUAUUUAAACUCUCCAAAGUUGCUACUUGUUUGAAGUAACUGUUGGCAACCGGCAUUAAUGGCAACUCAGUUUCGUUUGAUAUUGCUCUUUUUGUUUGGCAUUUGUUGUGUGGAGUCGAAGUAUAUAAAAUAUAAUACUACGGCUGGGAUUGUUCCGGGGAAGAUCAAUGUUCAUUUGGUGGCUCACUCACAUGAUGAUGUCGGUUGGUUGAAAACUGUGGAUCAGUACUAUGUUGGAUCUAAUAAUAGCAUCCAGGGUGCUUGUGUGCAGAAUGUGCUUGAUUCCAUAGUUCCGGCAUUGUUGGCUGAUAAGAAUCGCAAGUUCAUAUAUGUUGAACAGGCAUUCUUUCAGAGGUGGUGGACAGACCAGAGCGAGGAAGUCCAAGAUACCAUGAAGCAGCUCAUCAAGUCAGGUCAACUCGAGUUAAUAAAUGGGGGUAUGUGCAUGCAUGAUGAAGCGGCGCCACAUUACAUUGAUAUGAUUGAUCAAACAACUCUUGGACAUCGAUUUAUCAAAGAAGAAUUCAAUUUGACUCCAAGAAUUGGUUGGCAAAUUGAUCCCUUUGGUCAUUCUGCAGUGCAGGCUUACUUGUUGAGUGCAGAGGUUGGAUUUGAUUCACUUUUCUUCGCAAGAAUUGACUAUCAAGACAGAGCUAAAAGGAAAGAUGAGAAGUCUCUUGAGGUUGUCUGGCGUGCCUCUAAGAGUCUUGGUUCUUCUGCACAGAUAUUUGCUGGUGCAUUCCCUGAGAAUUAUGAACCUCCCAGUAAUUUCUACUACGAAGUUAAUGAUGAUUCCCCAAUUAUCCAGGAUAACAUGAAUUUGUUUGACUAUAAUGUCCCUGAGCGCGUCAAUGAGUUUGUAGCUGCUGCCGUAGCUCAAGCUAACAUAACUCGGACAAAUCAUGUUAUGUGGACUAUGGGAACAGAUUUCAAGUAUCAAUAUGCACACACAUGGUUCCGGGCGAUGGACAAGUUUAUUCAUUAUGUCAAUCAAGAUGGUCGUGUUAAUGCCCUAUACUCGACUCCAUCGAUAUACACUGAUGCAAAGCAUGCGGCAAAUGAGGCCUGGCCACUGAAGACAGAUGACUACUUCCCAUAUGCAGACCGUGUAAAUGCUUACUGGACGGGAUAUUUUACAAGUAGGCCUGGCUUGAAAGGCUAUGUUAGAACAAUGAGUGCCUACUAUUUGGCAGCUAGACAAUUGGAGUUCUUUAAAGGAAAGAAUAAAGCUGGUGCCACCACUGACUCUUUGGCUGAUGCUUUAGCACUUGCACAACAUCAUGACGCAAUCAGUGGUACCUCGAAGCAGCACGUUGCUUCCGAUUAUGCAAAACGAUUGUCAAUUGGCUACAAGGAGGCUGAGGAAGUUGUUUCAGCAUCAUUUGCUUGCAUUGCAGAGUCAUGCCUAAAAACUGGUCGUCCAAAUCCAGUGGUGACGAAGUUUCAACAGUGUCCACUUCUGAAUAUAAGCUAUUGUCCUCCAUCAGAAGUUGAUCUGUCUACCAGAAAGAACCUGGUGGUGGUGGUGUACAAUCCCCUUGGGUGGAAAAGGGAGGAUGUUAUUAGAAUUCCUGUUUAUAACGAGAAAGUCACUGUGAAGGAUUCCGAAGGAAAAGAAGUUGAAUCACAACUUCUGCCCAUUCAAGAUGCGUAUAAGACCUUAAGAAACUACUAUUCUGUGGCUUAUUUGGGGAAAUCCAAAAAGGAGGCCCCAAAUUAUUGGCUUGCAUUCUCAGCAUCUGCACCACCUCUUGGUUACAACACUUAUAUCAUCUCAAGUGCCAAACAAUCAGCGGUUUCGUCGGAGAUUAAAUCAUUUUACAAUUCUGAAACUGCUAAAAAUGAUAAAAUAGAAGUGGGGCCAGGAAACGUGAAACUUGUAUAUUCUGGAAAUGAAGGAAACCUUAUUCAGUAUAUCAAUAGCAGAAGUAAAGUUGAGCAAUCGGUUGAGCAGUCAUAUAGCUAUUAUUACAGUGAUAAUGGAAGUGCUGAUUUGCAGGCCUCUGGAGCAUACAUCUUUCGUCCAAACGGUUCACAUCCCAUCGAUCCUCAACAGCAGGUUCUUCUUAACGUUCUACGGGGCCCACUGGUGGAUGAGGUACAUCAGAGGAUCAAUUCAUGGAUAUAUCAGGUUACAAGACUUUACAAGGGAAAAGAUCAUGCUGAAUUUGAGUUUACUAUUGGACCGAUACCUAUGGAUGAUGGAAUUGGCAAAGAGGUUGUGACACAAAUUAAAGCAACCAUACAAAACAAGAAGAAAUUCUACACAGAUUCCAGUGGGCGUGAUUUUAUUGAAAGGAUUCGAGACUAUAGAAAAGAUUGGAAGUUAGAAGUGAACCAACCUAUUGCUGGAAAUUAUUACCCGAUUAAUCUCGGAAUUUACAUGAAAGAUAAUGAUACAGAACUAUCAGUCUUAGUAGAUCGAUCAGUGGGGGGUUCCAGUAUUAAAGAUGGGGAAUUGGAACUGAUGCUCCACAGGAGAUUGCAUGAAGACGAUAGUAGAGGUGUUGCUGAGGCACUAAACGAAACAGUUUGUGUUUUUGAUGAAUGCACAGGACUAACUGUCUUGGGAAAGUAUUACCUCAGAAUAGAUCCUUCGGGCGAGGGUGCUAAGUGGCGUCGAUCAUAUGGCCAGGAGAUAUAUUCUCCUUUUCUUUUAGCCUUCACCGAGCAGGAUGGAGAUAAUUGGGCAAGUUCUCAUGUAGCUAGCUUCUCGGGAAUGGAUCCCUCCUACGUUUUACCUGAUAAUGUUGCAAUGCUAACCCUCCAGGAACUUGACGAUGGAAAAGUUCUCCUUCGAUUGGCACACUUAUAUGAGAUUGGGGAGGACAAGGAUCUAUCAGUUAUGUCAAGUGUGGAACUGAAAAAGGUGUUCCCGAACAAGAAGAUAAACAAAGUAACGGAGACGAACUUAUCUGCGAACCAAGAAAGAGCUGAAAUGGAGAAGAAGAGGCUAGUCUGGAAAGUAGAAGGCUCUUCUGGAGAAGAAGCUAAGGUAGUUAGGGGAGGAGCUGUGGAUCCAACGGCACUGGUAGUUGAACUUGCUCCAAUGGAAAUCCGAACUUUUGUUAUCGACUUCAAUUAA
Messenger RNA from Pistacia vera, 3204 nucleotides. RefSeq names its product probable alpha-mannosidase At5g13980. Gene Ontology annotation, biological process: mannose metabolic process. The record is from RefSeq and is a predicted model, not a curated record. Lineage: Eukaryota; Viridiplantae; Streptophyta; Magnoliopsida; Sapindales; Anacardiaceae. The transcript has 29 exons. Gene Ontology annotation, molecular function: alpha-mannosidase activity; carbohydrate binding. Bases 178 to 3204 code for a protein of 1008 amino acids.